Messenger RNA from Pistacia vera, 1802 nucleotides. Its product is annotated as two-component response regulator ORR21-like. The transcript is spliced from 4 exons. Gene Ontology annotation, cellular component: nucleus. Bases 82 to 1797 code for a protein of 571 amino acids. The record is from RefSeq and is a predicted model, not a curated record. NCBI's taxonomy places the organism in Eukaryota, Viridiplantae, Streptophyta, Magnoliopsida, Sapindales, Anacardiaceae. Gene Ontology annotation, biological process: cytokinin-activated signaling pathway; phosphorelay signal transduction system; regulation of DNA-templated transcription. Gene Ontology annotation, molecular function: DNA-binding transcription factor activity; DNA binding.
ACAUGCUCCCAGGCAACUGUUGCCUUGAACACUUUAAGGCAGAGUAAAGGCUGUUUUGAUGUAGUGCUAAGCGAUGUUCAUAUGCCUGAUAUGGAUGGCUAUAAACUCCUUGAACAUGUUGGACUUGAAAUGGAUCUUCCUGUUAUCAUGAUGUCUGCUGAUGGAAGAUACUCUUCUGUUUUGAGGGGAAUCAGACAUGGGGCUUGUGAUUACUUGAUUAAGCCUAUACGUGAGGAAGAGCUUAAAAAUUUAUGGCAGCAUGUUGUCCGGAAAAAGUGGAAUGAAAAUAAAGACAUUGAACAUUCAGGAGGCAGCUUUGAUGAGAAUGAUCGCCAAAAAAGAGCAAGUGAUGAAGUUGAAUACGCUUCUUCUGUUGAUGAAGGAACUGAAGGAACAUUGAAAGCUCAGAAGAAGAGAAGCAUUGGUAAAGAAGAAGAUGACGGUGAACUUGAAAACGAUGAUCCCUCCACAGCAAAGAAACCUCGUGUAGUGUGGUCAGUGGAACUACAUCAGCAGUUUGUUGGUGCAGUAAAUCAGCUUGGGAUUGAUAAGGCUGUACCAAAGAGAAUUCUUGAAUUGAUGAAUGUACCUGGCUUAACUAGAGAAAAUGUUGCAAGCCAUUUGCAGAAAUUCAGACUAUAUUUGAAGAGAUUAAGUGGAGUGGCUCAACAAGGAGGAAUUUCUAGUACUUUCUCUGGGCCUGUAGAACCGAAUGUGAAACUUGGUUCACUUGGACGAUUUGACAUCCAAGCUUUGGCUGCCUCUGGACAAAUUCCUCCACAAACAUUAGCAGCCCUGCAUGCUGAACUUUUAGGUCAUCCAACAGGGAACUUAGUUACCGCGAUGGACCAGCCAGCUCUUCUACAAGCAUCUCUACAAGGGUCCAAGUGUAUUCCAGCUGAACAUGGUGUGACUUUUGGUCAGCCAUUAAUAAAAUGCCAAUCCAACAUUUCAAAAAAUUUCCCUCAAUCCAUGAUAUCUGUUGAUGAUGUACCUACUGGGUUUGGAGUGUGGUCACCUAAUAACCUUGGUGCAGGUACAUUGACAUCUGGUAGCACUCUUGGUGGAAUGAAUCCCCAAAACAGUAAUAUGCUGAUUGAUAUGCUGCACCAGCAGCAGCAACAAUGUCAACAGCAACAUGCUACUCUAUCUGGACCCAGCCGUUCAAUUAAUGUGCAACCUUCUUGUCUUGUGGUCCCAUCUCGGUCAUCAGCCAGUUUUCAGGCAGGAAAUAGUCCUGCUUCUGUCAAUCAGAAUUGCAGCUAUAAUAGAAGUGCUGUUAUUGAUUAUAGUCUUCUCUCAAGUCCAAAUAACUCAGUUAAUAUUGGGCAAAUCUCUGACUGUGAUUUAAAAACUACAGGUGUUCUUAGUGGUUACUCAGCUCCAGGUUCAAUUUCUCCUUCUGCAUCGUCUUGCUCGGUAAAUGCUGAUAACGGCACAAAUCAGCAAGUUCAUAAUUCAAUCGCAUUUAGAGCUGCAAGACAAGUGCCAGGACUUGUUCCUAAUGUUUCAGACACCCAAACUUCUAAUGGUGUUAAAUCAGGUGAAGUGCUUGAUCAAGGACCAUUAAGAAAUCUAGGAUUCAUUGGUAAAGGCACAUGCAUUCCAAGUCGCCUGGCAAUUGAUGAACUUGAAUCACCAAUGAACAACUUGAACCAUGGAAAAAUCUAUUUGGAUAAUAAUAGUAACAGAGUGAAGGAGGAGCCAAAUAUGGAAUUUGUGGAUAAUGCGAAAUUUGGCGUCCCAUUGUUACCUCAAUAUACCCCAAAUGAUCUCAUGAAUGUUUUCACAGAUUAGGUAAG